AAAUUGAAUGUAAAAAAACACACGGUGCAGAAAACCUGCGAUCAACAACGUCGUUCAUGUGUCGUUAGCUCGAAAGUAAAAUUAAGUAAAUUCUAACUUUUUUGUUUACUUCGAAUCGUACUUUUGUAGCUAGAAAGGCCAAUGUGCAAAGAUGUCGCAAGGGGUCCGAACUGACGACUUUGCGGCCACCGAACCUCUUGCACACUCAUUCUUUUCUCCCUUUACUAUCGUAUCGUUUUUCAUUGAGUUGUUGGUCUUAUUCCACCGGGUGACACUCGCCGUGUUACGGGCGUGCUUUCGCUUCGUCUUCCCCCGUGCACCGAAGAACAUCGUGGGGCGAAAUGUCCUUGUCACAGGUGCUGCCAACAACAUUGGCUGUAUGUUAGCCUGGGAAUUUGCUGUACGAGGUGCCAACUUGAUACUAGUGGAUUUAGAUGCUGAAGGCUGCAUCAACCUUGCCAAUGACAUCCAAGAUAUUGGCCAGGCUGUCAAGGUCUACAAGUGUGAUUUGACAAAAAGAGAAGAGAUAAAUAGAGUUAUGAGUGAUAUCUUCCGAGAUACCGGUAAGGUGGACAUCUUGGUGAAUAACGCUGGUAUCGUCAGUGCACGGAGAUUACUAGACUGUCCUGACGCAAUCAUACAGAGAGUUAUGGAUCUCAACAUCAUGGCUUCAUUUUGGAUGACAAAAGCUGUCUUGCCAGGCAUGAUAGAGAGGAACUACGGUCACAUCGUUAACAUUGCCUCCCUAUCUGGGUUCAUUGGUAUUGGCGGUCUAGUGGAUCUGAGUACCAGCAAGUUUGCCAGUGUGGGAUUCUCUGAGGCUUUGGACCUAGAGCUGAAACAGAUGAAUAAAGACGUCAAAGUGUCUGUGGUUUGCCCUUCACUGCUGGAUAGAGGGAUGUUUGAAGGAGCCAGAUCAAGAUUUCCAUCGCCCCUGAAGCCCCAGUAUGCAGUCAGUCAGAUCAUGCGAGGUGUCUUGGCAGAUCAGGAAGUUAUAUUCAUUCCGUGGUACAUGCGGUUUACACCAAUCUUCAAAGCGAUUCUACCAGUUGGAGCAUUCAGUGCAUUACUAGAUUUCUCUACAGGCAUGGACAUCAUGAAGAACAUUAAAGGCUCACGGAAAACCAGCCUAUUGUAGCAUUUCAUCAGGUUGUGGCCUUUCAUCAAGGCGUGGUCAUUCAUCUGGGUGUGGUCCUUCAUUGGUGUGUGGAUGCCCCUCUGCCCCCUCAGGGUCAAUCAUCAGGGCGUGGACCUUCCUUUGGGGCGUGAUCAUUCAUUUGGUUAUGGACCGUUGGGAACACACCUGCCCAACAAGUGCAGCUGAACAUCAGGGUGUGUGGUCAUCCAAAAAGUUCUUAAAUGAUCAAUGCAAAAAUCAAUGCUAUCAUGAAUAUCAGUACAUUAUACAUUUACAAAGCGUCGGUCGCACCAUGAAGUGACGCAUUGUGUGCACAAAGUGCGUAGAUGAUACAUCACUUCGUGGUGCACCCCACGAAAGGUGUGGUUUGUAUCAAUUAUCAUGCUUUAAGGCUAGGUUUACACUAUGUUCCAGGCGGCCACGGCAAUCACGUUUCUGGCCACCGUGGACAAAACGGUAUGGACGUGAGACAACGCCGGGGGACGGAAUGGGCAAACGUGACAGUCCGUGAUUGCCGUAGAUGCCGGGCCAGAUUUUUAAACUGUCAAAAAAUUUGCCACGGCAGUCACACUGCGGAUGAGAAACCUAGUAGGCCGUAGUAAAAUGGGGUGAACGUAACAAAACGUGACAGUACGUGAUAGGCCGUAAUAAAACUUGGAGACGGUCCGUAGUGGGACGGGAAGCAUGUUCAUUCCCCGGCAUCUUACCGGUCCUUUCAAGUUAUGUCACGUUCUGCCGCGUUUAGCAGGCGUUUUGUCACGGCUGCUGCGCGUUUUGUCGCGUUUUGCUUCGUUUCUCACGGCAAGCUAGGGUGUACGGUAGCCGUUUCGUCGCGUUCAAUCACGGCGCGUCCAGAUGUGUGACGGUUUACAGGCCCGGUGUGAUGCGGUGCGAUGCGGCGAGUUGCGUUUUACUACGGUCUGAUACGGCGAGCGCGGUCUGGGAGGGAGUAUAAAAGCAUACAAUGAUUGCUAUUGCUCGGUAGGCUUUCUUUUCAUACCGUGGGCAUAAACUUGCUUCGAAGCUGCCCGGCAUACACAUUUCAUCUGUAGAAAGCCUUGACAGAACGCGAAAAACGUGUCAGACUUUGAUUAGAACGUGAGGGACCCCAGAGGGACCCAUCAGAACGUGAUAGGCCGGGAGGGUAGACCGCGGGCCGAACCGUAGUGCGCCUUUGAGCCUCCGGGACUCAGCAGCCCCUUUCCCCCCACGGCCCAUCACAGAUAACGUGAUAGACCAUGAGAAAACUUAGCAGGACCUAAAAAAAACUUGACUACGGAGAAAAAAUAAUUGCCAAAAUCCCACGGCGCACUACGUUUCGGGCAAACGGGGCUGCCGUGACCGCCGGGAACAUAGUGUAAACCUAGUCUUAGGCAUUAAUUUAUGUUCGUAAAUACCUAAGACAGUCUUAAACGACCGGUCUUAAAGGAUGAUAAAGACAUGGCUAGCUGGUCUCAAACACUUUUCCAGUGUUACAUGAAAUUUGGACUCCCAUGAAAUCCGGUGCCUUUUAACGUUUCAUUGGUUGAACAUUCACAUUCCUCACGUAUGCAUGUGCAAAUGUACCAGUGAAUCAGUAUUUAAUUGUGCGAAAUUCACACACUACACUAGCCCAGCUAUGUAUUGCGCUACAUUGCGCAGUACGUGCGACGUGCACGCCAAUCUCCUUAUAAGGUAAGAGUUAUAGAGGGACAUUCCAUAUUAAAGUCAGAGGGGUGUUUCAUAAAACAAAGUAAAAUUGUUGAACAAAAUGGUUGGCAACGUCUAGUUUUUGACUUGUUUUGAUUUUUGGACUGAAAAGAUUAAGAGAUUAAACUAGCCCCUUUCCCUUCAAUCCCUCUCUACAAAUUUCUCUUCUCAGAUUUGAAGAAACAUUGAUUACAACAGCAUUUCUGUUGAUUUCUUGUUUAUUUACCAUACAUAUUGGUCAUGUGGGUUUAUAAAUACUACAUAUAUAGAGUAUUACCAAAGAGACCUUUAAAAUUAUCAGUUAUUAGCAGGUACUUUUCAGUCACUUGCCUGCCCUAAACAAACACACUCGCUGCACUGCCUGAAACUGCUGACUAAAUGUUGAACAGUAAUAUGCAGUAUUUAUUUAGUGGUCAAGUGACAUGUGAAUCAAUGUAAAA
This is a messenger RNA of Patiria miniata (bat star), 3267 nucleotides long. Its product is annotated as epidermal retinol dehydrogenase 2-like. Gene Ontology annotation, cellular component: lipid droplet. The transcript has 6 exons. Lineage: Eukaryota; Metazoa; Echinodermata; Asteroidea; Valvatida; Asterinidae. Bases 152 to 1138 code for a protein of 328 amino acids. Gene Ontology annotation, molecular function: oxidoreductase activity, acting on the CH-OH group of donors, NAD or NADP as acceptor. The record is from RefSeq and is a predicted model, not a curated record.